ACGUGCCAGCCGCUCCUCCACUCUUUCUCACUUUCGAUUCUGAAUUGCUUCGCCUUAGACAUUAUAGACAAUCGCUCACCUGACUCUUGCAUUCACUUCCUACUUGCGCUGUUCACGCCUGUGAUGGCGCCCUCAAGACCAAAGCCGUCGGAGAUAGCUGCCGAGGCAAAAAGAGUGUGGAUGCCAUAUAUCUGGAAGAAUUAUAUCAGGGAAGCCAAAACAUCAUAUCUGUACCCGGACGCAACACAAAUACGGAUCAACGUCGACAAGCGGUCGUCACAACGGACAAGGGUUGCCGUCAUGGAAGGUGACCCGGUGACCUACGCUCUGGGCUGGUACCAGAGCCUAGCCAACUCAGAUCCAGACUGUAAACGAAUACCCGUGGUCAACGUGGCCAACGAGAAGCGGGCCGGGGGAGACUGGGAAUCAGGGCUGAUGGCACCAGAAGAGUGCUUCGCGCGGAGGAGCAACCUCGUCCACGCCCUCACCAUGCCCUGGAAUGCCCAAAUGGGACGCGAGGAAAACUUCUACCCGAUACCCCAGAAAGGCGGCAUCUACUCUCCGCAAGUUUUUGUUUUUCGAGGUGGCCCCGAACAGGACUAUGCUACGUUCAACGAGAUUGCUUCGCUGCCCGUCAUCUCUGUUGCACCAGUGCGCCGGCCCAAGCUGGAUGAGUCGGGCACAAAGUACUCGUUCGCGCAGGAGAAGGAGCUGAUGAAGGAGAAGAUGCGGGCCGUGCUUCGAAUCGCCUCGUACUGCGGGCACAGGAACCUCGUGUUGGGGGCGUUCGGGCUAGGGCCAAUUUUCCGCAACCCGGCCACAGAGGUAGCGCGGAUGUGGAGAAAGCUACUGUUCGAAGAAGAAGAGUUCCACGGCGCAUUCCAGGACGUCGUUUUCGCCAUCGACAGCAGCAUGGUCGGCACGCCGUUGAAAGGAUGCGCGCCAGACUUUGAAGUCUUCCAGAGGGAAUUCGAUCCCCAGACGCUGUUUCCCACAAAGUACGGCUGGUGAAAUGAAUCAUGACAACACCGACACAGACA
Parastagonospora nodorum SN15 is the source of this 1040-nucleotide messenger RNA. RefSeq lists its product as hypothetical. NCBI's taxonomy places the organism in Eukaryota, Fungi, Ascomycota, Dothideomycetes, Pleosporales, Phaeosphaeriaceae. The transcript is spliced from 2 exons. Bases 124 to 1011 code for a protein of 295 amino acids. The record is from RefSeq and is a predicted model, not a curated record.